Messenger RNA from Daktulosphaira vitifoliae (grape phylloxera), 9044 nucleotides. RefSeq lists its product as uncharacterized. Gene Ontology annotation, cellular component: cytoplasm. NCBI's taxonomy places the organism in Eukaryota, Metazoa, Arthropoda, Insecta, Hemiptera, Phylloxeridae. Gene Ontology annotation, molecular function: zinc ion binding; peptide binding; metalloaminopeptidase activity. Gene Ontology annotation, biological process: proteolysis; peptide catabolic process. The coding region runs from base 176 to 8770 and encodes 2864 amino acids. The record is from RefSeq and is a predicted model, not a curated record. The transcript has 36 exons.
CAUAUUUCGUUUAAGGUUUAAACGUUUACGCUUCAGUCAAUUAAGUAUAUGAGCAUUAUCUUUGAGCUUACUAAGUAAAAUGAACAUGGUUCAUGAAAGUAGAUAAGUUAAACAAACAAAUAUAAGUAUAUAAUAAGUAGGGUUUAGUGCAGGUGAUUCAGUCUAAUGUCUAACCAUGUUCGGGCACGCUAAGUUUGCACGAAUUCUGUGCUUUUUCGUUACUUUAAUUGUGUCUCAGGAUAUUUUAAUCCAAGGACAGUUGUUUAAUAGUGGCAAUGGGAUAGGUCUUUAUGAAUACAACUAUGAAUCACCUUUAAACAAAGAGGAAAUGGUCGAGUUUCGGCUACCAACAAAUGUUUUGCCAAAAUCGUAUGUACUGAAUAUUGAACCUAACUUUGAAGAUUUCACAUUUAGAGGUUCUGUAAAUAUAAUUGUUAACAUUAAGGAUGAUGUUAAACAAAUUAAAUUAAAUGCCAAAGAUUUAAACAUAACAAAUAUCUCAGUAAGUUCAAUAAAUGCGAACUCAGUUCAAGACAUUAAAUAUCAAUAUGUGCCUCGAGAUGAACAAUUGAUUAUUUCUAAAGACCACGGACUUGAUUUUCAUGCAAAUGUAGAACAUAGUAUAAUGAUAAAUUACACCGGACCGCUAAGAAAUGAUAUGACUGGUUUCUAUAAAAGUUCGUACUUGCAAGAUGGCAAAAAAAAAUGGAUAGCGGUGACUCAAUUCGAGCCUACUUAUGCUAGACGCGCAUUUCCAUGUUUCGACGAGCCAGCAAUGAAAGCUAAAUUUAAAGUAUCGAUAAAACGAAAAGUAGAUCAAAUAGCUUUAUCCAAUACUCCAAUAAAUGAAAGAACAAAAGAUGAGAAAGGAAUGUUUACUGAUCAUUUUGAACAAACGCCCCUCAUGUCACCAUAUUUAUUAGCAAUGUUCGUUGGUGAAUUUGAAGGUCGUAGUGCAGGUCAAAAUAUAAAUGUGUACACACAUCCAGAUUAUUUAAACCAAACAACAUAUAUAGUACAUAAAGCAGCGAGUUUACUAAAAGCAAUGGAAAUUUACACAGGAGUAGAUUAUGCUUUAAAAAAAAUAGAUCUAUUAGCUAUACCUGAUUUUGAAGCUGGUGCCAUGGAAAAUUGGGGAUUAAAUACUUAUAGGGAAAGACUUUUAUUAGUAACAGAUAAAUCAAAAACAAAAAGUAAAGAAUUAGUUACAACUGUGGUGCAGCAUGAAUUGGCUCAUCAGUGGUUUGGUGAUCUAGUAACUUGUGAAUGGUGGGAUAAUACUUGGCUAAACGAAGGAUUCGCCACUUUUUUUGAAUAUUUUGCUACACAAACGGUCGAACCCAAUUGGCGACUAGAAGAUACAUUUAUUCAUGAAGUUCAUCAAACAGCUCUCAAAGCUGAUCAAAAUCCAAUGCACCCUAUGAACGCAUUCGUUAAGAGUCCAGAGGAAAUUAAAAAUAUGUUCGAUGUUAUUUCCUAUCAAAAAGGUGGUUCUGUUCUCAGAAUGAUAAAAUAUAUUAUUACUGAAAAAUUAUUUAGGGAAGCUUUACAUAAAUACUUACUGUCUUAUAAAAAUACAACAGUGAAACCUGAAAAUUUGUGGAGCAAAAUUGAAAUUGUUUUAGAAGAUAAUAAUUCAAUUAUAAUAAAAAAAAUUAAUUUUAAGGAUUUUGCUAAUUCUUGGAUAGAUCAGUCAGGAUACCCAUUAAUUACUGUCAAUAAAACUGAUGAUUCAUUCUUUGUAACGCAGAAAAGAUUUUUCAUAACACCACCAAAUAAAAAUGAUACUCUUUACACGGAUAGAGAUACUAAAUGGAUUGUUGGAUUAACAUAUACAACUAAAAAAGAAUUAGAUUUUAACAAUAAUGAUAUAAAAUGGCUUAAACCUAAUGACACGAAAUUAGCUAUAACAGGAACAAAUGAUGGUGGAUGGUAUAUAUUCAAUCUGAAAGCUUCAGGAUUUUAUCGAGUCAAUUAUGAUAAUGCUAACUGGUAUGCCUUGAUAAAACAGUUAAAUGAAAAUCAUACAGUCAUCAAUGUAAUUAAUCGUGCUCAACUAAUAGAUGAUGCACUAAACUUAGCAAAAGCUGGUUUGAUACAUUAUAUCAUACCAUUAGAAUUAUCUACUUAUUUAGAUAAUGAAAAAGAUAUGUUGCCAUGGUAUUCCGCUAUGGAGGAAUUUGACUUUUUGUUGGAACGAUUAAGAAGAGACGAGUCUGGUUACAAUAAUCUAAAGAUAUACGUGAAACAAUUAGCAGGAAAAAUAUACACUUAUGUUGAAGAUCUUAUUGUAAAUAAACAUACUACAGAUCAUAAAAUUAAAACAAGUUGGGAUACAUUUUCGAGUUGGGCUUGUCGCUUAGAAAAUGAACAUUGUGUUGAAUCUGCAAGAAAAUACUUUAAUAACUGGAACAAAACAGGAGAAAUUCCGGUUGAUGUAAAAGACUCAUCUUGGUGUAUUGGAGUAAAGGAAGGAAACUCAGAUACUUGGGAUAAGUUAUUAAAUAUUUACAAAUCGUCUGAUGAUCCAUCUGAAAGAUCUUCUGCUCAAGUGGCAUUGGCUUGUUCCAAAAAUUCUACGCAAUUAUCGAAAUAUUUAGGUUUUAUUUUAGAGGGUGAAAAUGGACCUAUUCGUCAACAAGACUUCAUAUUCAUCUAUAGAUCACUGGGAUCAACACAGCAAGGGAUUACAGCUAUGAUUGAUUUCCUAACUAAUAAUAUGAAAAAAUUAUUAUACGAUUUAAGUUACGGAGAAGAAAUAAUAACUUCAAUUUAUUCUAUAUUAGUAUCAAAAGUGUCAAGCGAUAAAGAAAUUGCUAAAGUGAAUGAUCUUAGAAAUAAUAAUGAUUUACCAUCAAAUAUUAAAAAAACAUUGGAUAAGUUGUAUAAUCAGAUAGACGAUAAUAUGAUCUGGUUUAAUAACAAUUAUGAACUAGUUAGUAAUUGGGUUGAGAAAUACAACGAAGAACAUCGGAAAAUUGAUGAUAAUACAACACCAACACCAUCAAGUUCUGUUAAAAAUUCUCAAGUUUGCGCGCUCGUAUUGAUCAUGGCUAUUUUAUCAUGGAUGAUAAAAAUAUACAACUAUUUGUGUGAGCGUUGUAAUAUGUUCAAGUUAAUAAUAAUAAUACUGUUUCUUGGAACUAUAUUCCAAGGAAAGUGCGAGUUAGAUCAACAUGAACUUUAUCGAUUGCCUGAUGAUACAUUCCCGCUAUUUUAUGCUAUUCAAAUUAUACCAGAUCUACAGCAAACUAAUUUUCCAUAUUUGGGCAAUGAAGAUAUUAUUAUUUUGGUAAGGAAAAUAACUCAGGUAAUAACAUUAAAUGCUGUGGAUUUUGAAGUAGGAGAAAUAAAAAUCGUGGAACAUGAGACUCAAAAAUCAAUCAAAGUUAUUGGCCAACAAUUUGAAGAUUAUGAAAUGCUUAAAAUAUAUACAGAAACACCAUUAAUUAUCGGUCGUAAAUAUCAUGUGAAAAUUCCAUUUCAUGGCUUUAUAAGAGAAGAUAUGACUGGAUUAUUUAGAAGUUCAUAUAAAACAAAUGGUUCUACACAAUGGAUUGCUUCAACUAACUUCGAGCCAACUUAUGCUAGAAGAACAUUUCCAUGCUACGAUGAGCCUGCCUAUAGAACACCUUUCCAAAUUUCUGUUGGGCGUCAUAAAAAUCAAAAAACCUUAUCUAAUAUGAAUAUCAAUUCCACUAUUGCUAGUGAAUAUUUUGAUUUUGAAUUGGAUAUUUAUGAAAUAACUCCACCUAUAUCAACUUACAUGGUUUCAUUUUAUGUCGGUAAUUUUAAUCUAUCUAAAAAUUUACCGUUGAAUCCUUCAAUAUCAAUUUACACAAGAAAAGGUUUUGGUUCAGAUGUAGAAUAUGUCUUUGAAGAAAUUCCAUUAUUAAUUGAAACAAUGGUUAACUUCACUGAAAUACCUUACCAGUUCACAAAAGUAGAAUUAAUUGCUUUUCCUGAUUUUAAUAGCGCUGGAUCUGAGAAUUGGGGAUUGAGUGGCUACAGGGAAAGCUAUUUAUUUAUUAAUAAACAAUCUACUGCCAUGGAUAAAAUUAAAGUUACUAAAACUCUCCAACAUGAACUAGCCCAGCAAUGGUUCGGUAAUUUAGUAACUUGUUCAUGGUGGGAUAAUCUUUGGUUGAAAAAAGGAUUUGCCAUAUAUUUUCAGUACUUCGCCACUGCAACAGUAAAACCCGAGUGGCGUCUCGAUGAAUUGUUCAUUAUUGAACAACAUCAAACUGCACUAGCUUCAGAUCAAAUACCAACGCAUCCAGUAAAUUGGUCUGUACAAGGUACAGAAGAAAUUGAAGAUAUUUUUGAUCAAAUAAUAUUCAACAAAGCUGCAGCCAUUUUAAGAAUGUUGAGGAGUAUUGUGGGAGAUAAUUAUUUUCAAAAGCCUUUAGUACAGUUUUUAAAACAUUUUAAUUAUAGCUCAGCAACUUCAAAUCAUUUAUGGGCAGUAUUUGAAAACUAUUACUUCGAGAAGGACUAUGAAGUUAAUGGUGACAUGUCUUUUUCAUUUUUUAUGAUGUCUUGGACGGAUCAACCAGGAUAUCCUGUAAUAAAUAUUAAAAAACAUAACGAUUCUUUUAUAAUUACUCAAGAAACAUUUUCUAUUAUUCCAUCAAAUAAUGACAAGAAACAGAAAUGGUUUGUAGGCCUUACAUACACGCAUCAAAAAUAUAAACAAUUUGGUAAUUUAACACCAGCAAAAUGGAUGAGAAUAACUGAUGAAACUGUAACUAUACCAAUUGAAGAUGAAUUUGAUUGGUUUAUUUUCAAUUUGCAAUCGACUGGAUUUUAUAGAGUCAACUAUGAAAAGGAUAACUGGUUUGCAUUAAUUAAUCAACUGAAUAAUGCAUGUGAAGAAAUCCACGUUCUUAAUCGAGCACAACUCAUAGAUGAUUCUUUUAAUUUAGCUAAAGCAGGAUUAUUGAACUACUCGAUACCUUUUGAACUUUCAAAAUAUUUAGAAUACGAAAAUGACACCAUACCUUGGUAUACAGCAAAAAAUAGUUUUUCUUAUCUAAUAGAUAGAAUGCGUCGUAGUUUAAAUGGUUAUAAUUACAUAGAGAAUUACAUCAGAAAUUUGGCAGAAAUUAUUUAUAUUAAAGCUGAAAGUACUAUUCUAACGAACAAAACUAAGGAUUAUCAAUCAUUGUCUAGUUGGAACGUAUUUUCAUCAUGGGCCUGUUCUUUAAAUAGUAAAAAGUGUAUUAAUCGCGCAUUAUCUUACUUUGAUAAAUGGAAAGCGGGAAUAACAAUACCUGCUGAUAUUAAAGAUGUGACAUUUUGUAUGGCUGUCAUGCAUGAUAAAACUUCAAGAACUUGGGAAAGAAUGUUAAAUCUUUAUGUAAAAACAAAAUCUAUAUCAGAAAAAGAUUCUGCUCAAACAGCACUCACAUGCACUCUUGUUCCAGAAUUACUAAAUAAGACUUUAUACUUUAUUUACGAAAAUGAAAAUAGUCCCAUUCGAUUGCAAGAUUAUUACUCAAUAUACUCAAAAAUGGCAUCAACACCUAUAGGCAUAAAAGUACUAACUGAUUUCCUAAUGAACAAUUUAGAUAUACUAUUAAGAAAAAUUUCUACUGGUGAUAAAAUUGUAAAAUAUAUCUAUGGUACUUUAGCAUCAAAAGUUACCUUGGAUAGCGAAAUACAGAAGCUAUACCAAUUAAAAUCAGUAGAUAUUUUAUCAAAAUCGAUUAAAUCAUCAUUUGAGAAAUCAUAUCGCAUAACAGAGUAUAACCUUCAUUGGUUUCACACUUAUCAUGAGUCUGUUAACCACUGGUUAGGUGUUCCAACUGAUCCUUUACCACCAACGACAGAACCCGAAGACUAUGAUUAUGAUUCAAGUUCUUCAACAAGCUUAUAUUUCCAAAAAAAUAUAAUUAUUAUUAGCUAUGUACUAUUAAUCUCAAUUUUAUUGAACCACAAAUGCUUAAUCAUGUUGUUAGGAUUUAUAUUAAUUAUAGUAAUAUCACAAUUUUUAAAUGGGAUUUGCUCAUUUUUACCGAAAGAUACAAUCCCAAAAUCUUAUUGCCUUAGUAUACUACCUAAUCUCGAAACAAAUAAUGCUUAUUUUAUUGGAUUGGUAAAAAUAAAUAUCCAAACACAAAAUACUACAUCAAUAGUGUUUUUAAGUUCAAAAAAUCUAACACUUGAAUCCUCAAAUAUCACUGAUGUUGCAACCCAAAAAAAUGUUCCAGUCAAGAAUUUGAUAUAUUUAACAGAUCAUGAACAAGUUAAGAUUCACUUAGAUUAUCCUUUAAUAGCAAAUCGAGAAUAUUCAAUUUCUAUUAAAUUUAAUGGCUUACUUAGAAGUGACAUGAGUGGAUUUUAUAAAAGCAUAUAUUAUGACAAAGGCGUGAUGAAAACUCUAGCUGUCACUCAUUUCGAACCAACAUUUGCAAGAAAUGCAUUUCCUUGUUAUGAUGAGCCAUCCUAUAAAGUUCCAUUUAAUAUAACCAUUGGAGUAUUUAAUAAUCAGUUAGCAUUAUCGAACAUGCCAAUAUCACAUACAACAAACAAUAACUAUUUAGAUCACUACAUUUCGACACAAAAUAUUUCAUGGAUACAUUUUCAACAGACACCACCAAUACCAACAUACUUGGUAGCAUUUUUUGUUGGAGAUUAUCACAAUUUAAAUACUAGUACUAAAGUACAAGUUUACACCCCUCUUGACUAUUUGAAACAAACUAAUUAUGUUAUAAAAAAAGCUCCAAAACUUAUCAAAGCAAUGGAAAAGUUUACUGGAAUUCCAUACGAUUUGCCAAAGUUAGAUUUAGUAUCUCUACCUGAUCUUGGAUUUAAGGCUAUGGAAAACUGGGGAAUGAAUACUUUUCGAGAAAGGUUACUUUUAAUACCAGACAAUGCCAAAACUUCGAUUAAAGGGGCACUUACAACAACUAUUCAACAUGAAAUAGCACAUCAGUGGUUUGGCGAUUUAGUUACGUGUGACUGGUGGGAUUACACGUGGCUAAAUGAAGGAUUUGCUACAUUUUUCGAAUAUUUUGCAACGGCUACAGUAGAACCUGAAUGGCGAUUAUUAGAUUUUUUUUUAAUAGAAAAACAUCAAAGUGCAUUAGGACUUGACCAGACUCCAAAUCACCCUUUGUCUGUUUCAGUACUUACACCCAGUGAAAUUUAUAAUAAUUUUGAUGGAAUAACAAACAAUAAAGGAGGUUCAAUUCUCCGGAUGUUGUAUUACCUCGUAGGUGAAAGUGUUUUCAAAGAAGCGUUGAAGCUUUAUUUAACUAAACAUAGAUAUGGAACAGUAAGACCAAAUAAUUUAUGGGAUGCAUUUGAAAAUGCUCUUUUUAUACAAAAUAAGAGACUUUUGGGAGGCCAAACAGUUAAUAAUAUAAUGGAUAUUUGGACCAAACACGCUGGCUAUCCUGUUGUAAAUGUUGAAAAGGAUGAUGAACAAAUAAAAUUGUCACAACAACGGUUUUCAAUACAUUCGCAAAAUAAAAAUGAUUCAACGAAAUGGUUUAUUGGCAUUACAUUAACAACAAGCUCAAACAAAAAUUUUGAAAAUUUAAGUACAAUUGCGUGGAUGAACCCAAAUGAGGACACUGUAAUACCUAUAGAAAGUAAAUCGAAGUGGGUUAUAUUAAAUUUGCAAGCAAUUGGAUUCUAUAGAGUAAAUUAUGAUAAAGAAAAUUGGCUAGCAUUAAUAGAACAACUUAAUGAAUCUUUUAAAGAUAUACAUGUGUUAAAUAGAGCUCAACUUAUUGACGAUUCCUUUAAUUUAGCAAGAGCGGGACAAUUAGAUUACAACAUACCUUUAAAUUUGAUAAAAUAUCUAGAAAAUGAAGAUGAUGUUAUUCCGUGGUAUUCAUUUAUAAACAACUACAAUUAUAUUUUAGAUAGGAUGAAACGUAGUAAAAUAUAUCCUGAAAUUAAGAAUCAUGUUAAAUAUUUAGCAGGGAUCAUUUUCAAAAAAUUAAAGGAAAUGGUAGACACAUAUAAAGAUUACGCUAUAGAAGUAAGUUGGAAUUCAUUUUCUCAAUGGGCAUGUCAAUUGGAAGAAUCGGAGUGCAUAGUAACUUCAAAAAAAUUAUUUCAAAAUUGGAAAAAUAAUAUUGAAAUACCUGAAGAUAUAAAAGACGCAGCACUUUGUGUAGGCGUCAAAACAAGCUACACCACAGACAAUUGGUAUUUAGUUUAUAAUUUGUACUUGAACACUAAAUCUUUACCAGAGAAAUAUUCUGCACUUAACGCAUUGGCAUGUACAAAUGAUAAAGCACAAUUAAAAAAUUAUGUAGAAAUGAUUUUACCCGAAAACAAUGGAAAAAUUCGCCAACAAGAUUUCAAAACUGUUUUUAAAGCAGUAGCAUCAACGACGUUAGGAAUUGACGUUCUAUUAAAUUUUCUUGACGAAAACUCUGAAAAAAUAUGUAAUGAAUUACCCAACGGUGAAAGUGUAGCAACAGACUUAUACUCAAUAUUAGUAUCAAAAGUGUCUUUGGAUACUGAAAUAAAUAAGAUUAAUAAAAUCAGACAAAAAGAAAGUAAUUCAAUAUCACUAAGAAAUAGUUACAAUUAUUUGUUCAUAGAAAUUCAAAUGAACUUAGAUUGGUAUAAUUCUUUUUCAACUGUUAUCAACGAAUUUGUGAAACCAGGUUCCACUAAUGAUUCAUCAACUAUUUCUCCAAUAACUACACCUACGCCAAAUGGUGAAAAUCGUUUAACUAAUACUUCAACUAGUCUUACUCUUUUACUAUCCAUAGCAUUAGUAAUAUCACUAAAGAUGUUUGUAUAAAAUUUUUUAUUUAUUUUUUACCAACAAAUAAAUAUAAUUAUUUUCCAUUAACUAAAUUAAAAAUUUAUGAACAUUUUUUAUAUAACCAUUAAUUUUAUUUAUAAGCAAUUACACCUAACUUUUAUUUUGAUUUUAUUAUAACAAUUAAAACAGUCGAGGUUGUAUAGUAUUUAGUAUUAAAAUGUUCCAAGAUAUUAAAUUUAAUCAUUGAUUUAAAUGUAAUUAAGUUUAAUUUUUAAAUGAUUAUACAGCUUUUAUACGAUUUUACCAUAUA